Molecule: messenger RNA, 2472 nt
Organism: Oikopleura dioica
Lineage: Eukaryota; Metazoa; Chordata; Appendicularia; Copelata; Oikopleuridae
Source: the annotation of a GenBank genome assembly
AUGACGGGAUCACGCAAUAGAGAUGAUUUCUUUGCAGAUUACCAAGGCAGCCACACUAGCAACUAUAGAGGCAAUCAUAGAGAAUAUUUCGAGGAGGUUUCUAGCAGCGAGAACGCAUUCGACUGUCAGGAUGGCACACAAGUCGCUUUGUUUAACAUUCCCAAAAUGCACGGUGAAGGGGAUAUUGAGAGACUCCUCAACAAUAUUUGCAACGAAGUGGAUGGAACUCUCCUUUCUCUCAGAAUCAAGCCAGACCGAAAAAGCAGUAACUCGAACUUCGCGUAUGCAACGUUUAAUUCGCCCGAAGUUGCAGCUAGAGUGGAGAAGAUGAUAAACUCCAAUAGAGGACCUUACAGACAUUUCAAUAACGAAUCAAGACCGAUGUUCCUUGGAGGCCCAGGUCCAGGAGGCAGGGAUUAUGGCGGAAUAAGCGCAAAAGUCCACAUUCCGAAAAGCGCAAGAGUAGCGUAUCGCAGGACAAACUUUUUCGACGGUGCGAAUCAGAAUGACUACCAGAACCCACGAUACAAUGGCUUCCAAAACAGAUGCCAUCAUACAGAUACACAAAGUUCUAUGCAUCCAAACGCGAAGGGAGGCUUUACAGCAGAAAUCAUACCAGAAUCUGUUUCUCUACCGUUCUUCACCGUGGUUAAAAACAGCUUCCACCAAAGUGACUUCAAAUUAGAAUCGCUGACUCAACUUCAACUUACUCCACAGAUGCGCAACUCGACCUGUAUAUACUUGCUAGAGUCGGAAAAGGAUGAAAAAGUCAUCCCUCAAUUGGCAACGAUCAGAGUGCCAAAUGAGAGUCCCUUUGGAUACUCUGAAAUCGAGCUUAUUACUGGCGAAAUUAGAAAAGUUUUCAACAAGAAGCUGUACAGAGCACCAGGCAAUAGUGAAAUCGUGAAGUGUAAAAUCUACGAGCCAGAAAAGUUCAACAGUGAAAGCGACCAAAAUUUAUGUAGAUCGAUCUUCAAUAUGUACCUCGACGAGAAGAACCAAAACCUGAAUGGCUACUCCUGCUUCAUCAUCCCUUUUGAUUCCGGCGAACCCCAAAUGGUCCAAUUAUACAAAAAGCAUCCAGAAAACAACAUGACUCAUUUCUCUAAAAUACUGGAGGAAUUGAACUUUCUUGAGAGCGACUCGCCAUCAAUUCGCUCACAAAAUGAGAGCUUCAAAUUCAAGUCACCUUCUAAGGUUCGUGAGUUCGUGCCUGGAGAAUCUGGCCACUCAGUCAGGCGAAACUAUCCAUCACAAUCGCCAAUGAACCUCCAGCGCGCCCCAUCAAUUCCCGGGGUGAUCUUCAAGCAACCAGCUAACGGUCCUCUCGUGCUUCAACGCAGCGCCUCAAGCCCUUCACCCUCUAAAAACUCUCCCUCGAAGCCUUCAACCGACCGAGAAGACUUAUCAGCUGUACCAAAAACCACCUCGUCGAGUAAUUCUUCAAAUUCCAGUAGCGAAGUCAGCAGCCUUAUUUUUGAGCUCGAAGAAGCGUCUAAAAUUGACACGCAAAAGAAUGAAACAGAACAGAAUAUAUCUCGCUCUACAGCUCCUUUCGAAUCUCAAAAGCAACAUGCAGCUGGCCAAAAACAAGAGAAAAGAGUACCAUCCCCAGCAUCAGACAACCUUAGCGUAACUUCUUCAAGUGUCAACUCAAAACUAUCGGAAAUAAGCCUCAAUGCUCCUGAAAUAGUGAAAGAUACCGAGCGUCAAGUCUUUGACGAAAAUCAAAGCGUUAUGUCAGGCAAUACACAACAUACGGCAGCCUCUGGGUGUAGUUCUAUCUCAUGUUCAAGUUCACCUACUAACAUUAUCUACAAUCUUCCUUGGCCGAACGACGAUUUGAUGACCGUGAAAAUAACUCGUUACGAUCCUUCGGGCUCGUUCAUUUGGGGUCAAGAUGUGGACUCUUCAGUUGAACUCUGGUCUUUAGAAAAGGCACUUUUGGAUAAAAUAGAUCAUAUUCGACCAAUCGGAACAGUCAAAGUUGGAUCAUUUGUGACGGCUAUUUACGAUGAAAAAGUUUACAGAGGAGUUUACUUAGGAGACGAAGAUAAGCUGCAUCGCGUUUAUUUCAUUGACUACGGACAUAUUCAACUUGUUGAUGUAAUCUCUCUCAAUCGGCCAAGAGAAUUUUGGGAGCUUCCGGCGCAGGGAAUUCCGUUUAUAAUCGGAGAUUACAUCCCAGGAGACGACGAAAGGAUUGACCAUGAUGCGAUGUUUCGUUUCCUUGAAACGUCUGAAGGGAAAACUUGCUGGAUCCAGAUACCCGAUGAGAACUUCUGUGCGCCAGAGUUUCCGCGGGCCGAUUCACUUGAAAUGCGCGUCUUGGCAAUUGCAUUUGGAGACAAGGAUAAAUCCGCGGAAUCACUUAAAACUCUUGAAUGUGUUCCUCGUGCAUAUAUCGACGUUCCAUACGAGCGAGUUCCAUGGACAGAAAGUUCAAAUUCUCCCUCUGAAACCGAGCCAUAA